AUGCGUUUCAAAUUGAAAAAUAAAGGGCCGAAAAAGCGUUUACAAAAUGUGUUUAAAUUGUACAAAAAUUUGGGCACUAGUUGGCAAGUCCAAACAAAAUUAUUUUUUGAACAUUCGACUCUACAUGGAGUGCGAUACAUUGCUGAGAAUGGUCGACCAUUUUUAGAAAGAUUUAUGUGGUUUUCAUGUGUGGGAAUUGGGGCUGUAGCCACAGUUGUUAUUAUUGUGAGUUUAUGGGACAAGUUUCAGACAAAUCCAACUAUCACAGGUCUUGACACCGAUUUCCACAACUGGAAGGUACCAUUUCCUGCGAUAACGGUGUGUCAGGAAAAACCGUACAAUCUAUCACGUAUUGAGGAAUAUUUUGAAGAUAAAUAUUCAGACCCGUCUUUGGGCUACUCUGUAGAACUUUUAACCGAACUCACCAAACUUUCAUUUGAUUCAAUACGAGAACUCAAAUAUAAAAUCAAGCCUUCGACUUCUAACACUUUCGAUUUAAAGGAAGUUGCGUUCGAGUUGAUGAACCGUUGCGAAGAAAUUUUUGAAAGCUGCGAAUUCAAGUCUUAUAAAAGCAAUUGUUGUGACGAUUUUUUUCCAGUUUUCACCGAAAAGGGGUUUUGCUACACUUUCAAUUCCAGACACUACGAGAAAAAACUUCCUUGGAACGAUACUGUUUCACCAGAAUUUCAAAUGCGAUACAUCAAAGAAACCGAUCUCGCAUGGUCUCUGAAAUUUACAGUCAAGGAUACUUCAAUUAAUAUGCCUAUUUACAUCCUUAAUUCCGAUGAACAAGCCGGCUUAGACAUCCAACCCCAACACAUUUGGGAUUAUAAAAUAAACAAAAUUUCUUUUUCAGUCAAACAAACUUACACAACAGAGGAUACGAAACAAUUAUCAAUCAAACAGAGACAUUGUGUUUUUUCGGACGAAUUAAAGUUGCAAACUGAUAACAUUUACACUUACACGGCUUGUACAAGACAGUGUAGGAUGGACACUUCGAUGCGUUUGUGUAAAUGUGUCCCAUUUUUUUACCCCCAGAUUGGCAGUUACAAACAUUGCUCUCUUUUGCAACUUUCCUGCAUUUGGGAAAAUCUGGAAAGUAUCAAGUCAGUAGACCACUGUUUUUGCCAUUUGGGGUGUUCUAACACGGUUUACGAGGUGGAAAAAUUGACAGAAGCAACUGGGGAUACAGAACGUAAUGAGUUGGAAGCGAGGUUUGUCUCGUGGCCCAUGGUGCGCUAUAAACGCGAAGUCCUGUUUGGUUGGGUCGAUUUGUUGGUGUCGUUUGGCGGCAUCGCCGGGUUAUUUCUAGGUUUCAGUCUAUUGUCCGGGGUCGAAAUUUUGUAUUAUUUCACAAUUAGGGCUUGUUGCAUGGUUGUGCGAGAAAAACGCGAACUGGAGAAAAUACAGUAUGAGCAAAAAACGAAAUUGCCGGAAGAUUACGACUUGAGUCUAAUGCCCUAUUGUUGCUUUGACCCAUUUCCCGGAAAUGGGAUAAAUCAAGUGGCAAAAAGUUACUACAACGAAAAUUUGUACCAGAAUAAAAUCGCACCUUUGACGAAGGGAAAGUGGAACCCGUCUGAAAAAAUUUUGCCCCCUUUCGGUAUAGAAUUUAUUAAUUAA
Messenger RNA from Tribolium madens (black flour beetle), 1623 nucleotides. Its product is annotated as sodium channel protein Nach-like. Gene Ontology annotation, biological process: sodium ion transmembrane transport. The transcript is spliced from 9 exons. The record is from RefSeq and is a predicted model, not a curated record. Gene Ontology annotation, molecular function: ligand-gated sodium channel activity. Gene Ontology annotation, cellular component: membrane. Bases 1 to 1623 code for a protein of 540 amino acids. NCBI's taxonomy places the organism in Eukaryota, Metazoa, Arthropoda, Insecta, Coleoptera, Tenebrionidae.